Messenger RNA from Varroa destructor (honeybee mite), 2866 nucleotides. RefSeq names its product carbonic anhydrase-related protein 10-like. Gene Ontology annotation, molecular function: zinc ion binding; carbonate dehydratase activity. The record is from RefSeq and is a predicted model, not a curated record. Gene Ontology annotation, biological process: one-carbon metabolic process. Lineage: Eukaryota; Metazoa; Arthropoda; Arachnida; Mesostigmata; Varroidae.
GAUAGGGUAGUCCUUCUUGCUGUGCCAACUCCUCUUGUUAUCAUUCGUAUCUGUUCUGAGUAGAAAUGAAAGACCUAACCGUAGUGUUUACAUAGUAAAAUUUGUAUAAAUAUUGAUUUUCAAAGGAGUGCAGAACGUUCGAUAUGCUAAAGACCUUAUUCAAAGGUCGUAUUGUCACUGAUCUUGGCAUUUUUUUCAAGCAUAACCCAGUCUAUUACUAUGCACAUAGUUUUCGGACCAAAGGAUUUCAGAAGAUUCGUUGAGCUAUACGCUUGUCACUCGACGGUUCAGCUGAUGGCCUGAUAACUGGUCGGUGGAAUGGCUGAAAUCUUUCCACUAUUUCCGUUCAGUGAAUUUGACUUAAACAGCCCUGAUUUGUUUCAAAUGGUGCGUACGUUUCGUACGAUGAGAUACCAAUGGACGUUCUGUAUAUUUUUGCGCCGUCGAUAUGAACGACAGGAACUGUAACUAUCUUUCUGAUUAUGUCGGUGCAAUUAGCUCAGCGAUACGACCGCACGAGUAUUAUUUGCGAAAAAUUCACGGUACUCACUCUCAGAAGCUGCUUUGGUGGUAACAAAAGAUACGAUGGCAAACUGGAAUGACUGGUGGACGUACGAGGGGAUUUCAGGUCCAGACUUUUGGGGCCGACUCAAUCCAGGCCUCUGGGGUUUAUGCAGCACGGGGCGGCGCCAAUCACCCAUCAAUAUAGAACCGCAGAGGCUUCUGUUUGACCCCCAACUGUUGGACCUGCAAGUUGGAAAAGCUCGUGUUCAUGGCAUUCUUCACAACACUGGACAAGGAGUUGUGUUUCGUUUGGAAACAACUGAAACCCCAAUAAAUGACAUUUCAAGCCCCUCAAAACCCGAUACCGCCGGCCAUGUGGCAGAAUAUGGCCAGACAAGUACUACGAGGACUAAGGUUCCAACAGUGAAUAUCACUGGAGGACCGUUAUCAUAUGCGUAUCGUGUCUACGAAAUCCAGUUGCAUUUUGGCAGGCAGGAUCAUCAGGGAUCAGAACAUCUUCUCGCUGGUUUUUCUUUCCCAGCUGAGGUUCAAAUCUACGCGUAUAAUAGUGAGCUUUACGAAAACGCCACUGAGGCGCGAAGCCGAGCUUAUGGCAUUGCCGCCGUCUCGAUGUUUGUUAAAGUUGCUAAUGCUAAAGAGGCUUUGCCUAAGACCGGACAACACUUCCUGAAAGAAUCGAACCUGUCUAAACCAAAUCUGGAACUGAAAAUGUUAACGGAUCAAUUGCAACACAUAAUCUACAAAGGCGAUAGCGUCGUCCUCAAGGCGUUGUCGGUUCAUGAGCUUCUUCCAAAUACUUCAGCACUGAUCACGUAUGAAGGCUCGCUUACAGCUCCAGGAUGUGAGGAGACGGCCACUUGGAUACUUCUCAAUAGGCCGCUCUAUGUCUCGUCACAACAGCUAUUAGCAAUGCGUAAGCUGAAGCAAGGUGAGUUGACUUUACCAGUGGCGCCUUUGGGGAACAACUUCCGUCCUCCACAGCCUCUGCACCAAAGAGCUAUCCGGACAAAUAUUGAUCUCUAUCCCGAUCGUAAUAUCAGAAACCAAAAAUAUCUAGACGAUGGAACCACUGAAGGAUUAGCAACCACCUGCCCUUCGAUGCAGGUGCAAAAAUUUUACCAAGUAUCUUCUGAACACGUCGCGAUAACUUCCAGAUUUAGCGUUACCACGAAACUGGAUAACGAAAAUAUAUAAAGGACUUUUCGAGGAAUAGGCGUUGGAUGGAUGUACAUAUCAAUAUUAAGUUAACAAUACACUUCAUUGUGCUGCGUAAAUGUGUAUGUGUAUAAUGAGCUCGUACUGAGAGACCAGUGACUAAAUACUCAACGAAAGAAUACUAGUACAUAUGUAUUGUACUUUUUUUACUGAAGUUCGUCAAUGGUGUUACGGAACCGAAAACCUAAUAAAAAAAACGUCGCGAUCCAGGCACGGCAGUUACGGAUCGUAAUACAUUAGCGGAAAUAUAGAGAACAUUCAACUGUCAAUAAAAGUCAAUUAUUAUGGUUUGGUGGUGACAGAGUUGUUACAGAAGAUUUUCUUAUCUUUACGUCUGUGCUUUGGAUUGUAAUAAAGUAACUACUAAUACUUUUUUUUUCUUUAUCAGAUCGGUGUUCAAGCUUGUGAGUUGUUUUAAGUCAGUUCAUAUACAAACAAGCAGAACUGGGUGAUGAGUUGAUAUUGGAAGAAGGAUGUUUGACCUCUUAAGAAAGGAUGCUAGCAACAUUACUGUAGUUGAAUUAUACUCUUAUUUCGAUAGAAGACGGUUUAGGUGACCGUAGAUUACAGCCGAGAGCCCGUUUCCUAAUAGAGCGUGAAGUGCAGAAACCAGUGCGCCCGUGUGGAGACAGAUGAGCUGGAACAGUUAAAUUUUGAGCUUCGCCCCCACAACAUGUGCUUUCUUACGAGCAUGUGAGAAUUUUUCUUAAAGUGAUCGCAGGACGCGUGAAAAUCAUCCAGUAUUCAGGCCAUAACACUGCAUUAGUUAACAUCCACCAAAUACCGGCAGCCGUAUUUUAUGGGAUUCUGUAAUAUAUAUGCAUAUAGAAAAAACUUGCAUAUUCUGUAUCAGUAUGAAUAUUUCGUUCUCGGUAGGUGGGGUACGCAUUGAAUUGUUUUUUUGGGCCAGACUCACGAAAUAGGCGUGUUUUGCUAAAUCAAGAAUCGUUUGCCUACUUUUUGAAAAUUCGUUAUUUUUAUGGAUAAGCACUACCGAUAGAAAGAACCAACGGAACAAUCAAUUGAUAUAACAGCCUCGAUAAAGGCAAAUUACAACAACUCUAUGUUCUAUUCUCGUGAUAUGUCUUGCUUGUUGAAAGAGGUUGUGUAUUCUAAAUUAACUGGC